AUGGAUGAUGAAUUUGUCUUUGAUGGUGAGGAUGAUGGCGAGGAUGACGACAAUGCUUCAAUGAUGGACAUGUUAAAUGAUGUUCAAGGGCCUUUACAUAUGGAGAUAGAUGAUGAGACAAGUAAUCAUGGUGACAGUACACAUGCUAGCAAAUAUGAUUAUUUGUUUGGCGAGGCCCAAAGAGAACUGUACCCGGGUUGUACAAAGUUCUCAGCAUUAAGUUUUAUUUUAAAGCUAAUGCAUAUAAAGGUACUUGGUCGUUGGAGCAAUAAAAGUUUCAACGCUUUGUUGAAAACGCUAAAAGAUUCUCACCCAAAUGGAGCAGCUAUUCCAUCAUCGCAUUAUGAAGCCAAAAAAAUGUUGCGAGAAUUGGGUUUGGGGUAUGAAUCUAUACAUGCUUGUAAGAAUGAUUGUGCAUUGUUUUGGAAGGAGAAUGAAAAACUUGAUAACUGUCCCGAGUGUGGUGAGCCAAGAUACAUGUCUAAAGAAGGAAAACGCAAAAAGAUUCCACAAAAAGUAUUGCGUUAUUUUCCAUUGAAACCUAGGCUGAAAAGGUUAUUUUUGUCUAGACAUACAGCAACUGAUAUGAAAUGGCAUAAAAUAAAACGCAAGAAUGAAGAGGGUUUUCUUAGGCAUCCGGCUGAUUCUAAAGAAUGGAAGAAGUUCGAUGAGGAGUAUCCUGAUUUUGCUGAAGACUGUAGAAAUAUUAGGUUGGGGCUUGCUACAGAUGGUUUUAAUCCAUUUGGAAAUAUGAGCACUAGUUACAGUAUGUGGCCAGUUAUGCUAGUACCAUACAAUUUGCCACCAUGGAAAUGUAUGAAAGGGAUGUUUUCUAUGAUGUCAUUGCUUAUUCCCGGUCCGCGAGCACCUGGAAAAGACAUUGAUGUGUAUCUUCGUCCAUUAAUAGAUGAACUGAAAGAAUUAUGGGAGGUUGGUGCUGAAGCUUUUGAUGUUUCUACAAAUCAAAAUUUUACUUUGCGAGCAUGUGUACUGUGGACUAUAAAUGACUUUCCGGCAUAUGGAAAUUUAUCAGGUUGGAGCACAAAAGGAUAUAAAGCUUGUCCUGUGUGUAAUGAGGAUAUAACUUCAGAUGGUUUGAGAGGAAAAAUAUGUUAUAUGGGUCAUCGACGAUUUUUGCCUGAAGAUCAUGAGUGGAGAAGGAGUAGAGAAUAUAAUGGAAAGAUUGAAGACCGAUCUGCUCCCAGAUUUUUUUCUGGGGAUGAUAUAUUAAAGCAAUUAGAUCGAGUUUAUAAAGCUAAACCAGGUAAACAUCCCAAUAAUCCGGAUUUAAGGCGACAACGUGAGCCACAUGAGUUGAAUUGGACAAAAAAAAGUAUUUUUUUUGAGUUAGAGUAUUGGUCAAAGCUUCAGUUGAGACAUAAUAUAGAUGUGAUGCAUGUUGAAAAGAAUAUUUGUGACAGCGUCAUUGGAACUCUAUUGGAUAUUGAUGGAAAAACAAAAGACACAAAAAAGGCUCGUUUGGACCUAGCAGAUAUGAAUAUAAGGAAAGAACUGCAUCUCAAACGUCAAGGAAAUAAAUUGAAGAAGCCUCAUGCUAGAUAUACAUUGAAAGUGGAAUUUCGUAGACUUCUGUGUAGAUUCUUGAAAUUUGUCAAAUAUCCUGAUGGGUAUGCUGCAAAUAUUUCAAAAAAUGUGAACAUUAUUGAUGGAAAGAUACAUGGAUUAAAAAGUCAUGAUUGCCAUGUUUUGUUACAACGUCUUCUUCCGGUGGGUAUUCGUUCCUAUUUGGACAAGGAUGUGCGUACUGCACUAGUUGAGCUAUGCAUUUUCUUUCAGCAAAUAUGUGCAAAGACUUUAAAAGUGUCGGACUUGGAAAGAAUGGAGAAAGAGAUAGUUCUUAUAUUGUGUAAACUUGAAGGAAUCUUUCCACCAGCCUUCUUUGAUGUGAUGGUGCAUCUAGCAGUCCAUUUACCCCGAGAAGCUAUACUAGGAGGACCGGUCACCUUUCGAUGGAUGUAUCCCAUUGAAAGAAAUUUAGGGACAUACAAAAAAUAUGUUACAAACAAAGCUCGGCCUGAAGGUUCCAUUGCAGAGGCUUAUAUUGUCAAUGAAGCGAUUACGUUUUGUUCAAUGUACUUUCGCGGGAUUGAAACACGUUUUAAUCAAGAAGAACGGAAUAUUGAUGUAGUACACAACCAAGAAGAUGGUGGCUUAUCAGUUUUUUCCCAAAAAGUUCGUCCAUUUAGUGGGAAGAAAUAUGUAUUGCUAGACCAAAAAGAAGUAAAUAAAGCUCAUUGGUAUGUGCUAUACAAUUGUGAAGAAGUCCAACCAUAUCUCAAAGAACACGAGGCUGAACUAAAGCAAACAAGUAAUGCCAAUUUAUAUAAAAGACAAGAAGAAGAGUUUCCUACUUGGUUUGAAAAACGAAUGAGUCACUUAGUCCAAAGUGGAUUGGUGGAUGCAACUGAUCAACUUUAUUGUUUGGCUUGUAAACCCGAUGUGCGUGCCCAUACAUAUACUGGUUGUAUUGUUGAUGGGGUUAGGUUCCACACAAAAGAUCUAGAUGAUCGUCGCACCACACAAAAUAGUGGUAUAUAUGUCCCUGGAGUUUUUGUUGGUGGAACACAUGAUUAUUAUGGUGUUUUGCUAAAUAUUGUGAGAUUAAGUGAAGCGCAUCAAGUGUUUUAUUUAGAUGAUUAUAAGUUGGGCCCUGAAUGGAAAGUUGUCCAAAAAGUGCAAAUGAGACAUGUAUGGGAUGUCCCAGAGGUAGAUGACGAGGAUGAAGAGGUAGAUGAGGAAAAUUUUGAUCCAGUCGUGGCUAAUAAUGAUGUAUAUCAGCAAGAUGAAUUCAAUGAAAUUCAAUGGUCAGUUCAAGAAGAGGGUCUUGAAAAUCCUCAAUUACAUCAAGAGGAUAUUGAGCCUGAAGUCAUUGCUUCAAAUGUCGAGAGUGACGAAUUGAUAGAUGAUAGUAGGCUUAAUGAUUUCAUCUGUGAUGAUGUUGAAGAAAACGAUACUGAUUAUGAUGACAAUGAAGAAAUCAUUUCAAGUGAUGACAAUAGUGAUUAG
Messenger RNA from Rosa chinensis, 3027 nucleotides. RefSeq lists its product as uncharacterized. Bases 1 to 3027 code for a protein of 1008 amino acids. The transcript is spliced from 4 exons. Lineage: Eukaryota; Viridiplantae; Streptophyta; Magnoliopsida; Rosales; Rosaceae. The record is from RefSeq and is a predicted model, not a curated record.